Mesorhabditis belari is the source of this 1056-nucleotide messenger RNA. The record is from the annotation of a GenBank genome assembly. Lineage: Eukaryota; Metazoa; Nematoda; Chromadorea; Rhabditida; Rhabditidae.
AUGAACUAUGUGGAAAUCGGGAAUCGAAAGAUUUUCGUGUCACUUUUCGUCAAUGUCACCUUUAUUUCACAAAGCGAUUUCCAACCAUUCUACAAAACGAUUGUCUUCUUGGAAUGUUUGUUCAUGUCGUUGAUCUUGAUCUUUGCCUCAAUCUAUACCCAUGUUUUCCUUCAAUCAUCCCAUUUUCAUCUCAAUCUUCGUCGUCUUUAUCUCGCUUUCACUUUAACAAUCUACCCAUCAUUGCUCGGAAGAGCGUACAUCAUUUUGGUGCAAUUCAAUUGUUUACCGUUUCCAGGUCCAAUCCCACUUCGUCUCCUUUGCCUCUUCGCGACUUAUGGUCGAAUCAUCAUGAUUGUUUGGGAGGUUCUCUUUGUGUCGGCUGUUGUCAUUGAGAGAGCGGCAGCCACUUUGUGGAUUGAUUUUUAUGAAAGUAUGCAGUUCACAGAGCUCUCCACCCUUCUCAUUGUUCUCAAAAUGGCCAUCUCGCUCAUCACCAUCACUCUUAUCACUCAACUGAUGUAUGAGUGGUAUUUCUUGAUGCUCUUCACAUUGAUGCCCGUCGUUUUACUUAUCGUCAUUCUAUCGUUUAUGCUCUAUCAUGCCCUUUUUGUGUGGAAUGUUCGUCAAUUAAACAAAAUGAAAGCUUUUGGAAUUCAAAAAGAAGCAACAGAAAGAUAUUUAUCGACGAGAUUUCAAUUGGAAGAGAAUGUCAAUGCGUUGACGCUCAUCCGUGCAAUCACCCUCUUUCACGCGUUUUGUGCGCCCUUCUGCGCUCUAUUCUUAGCAAUCCCUUUUUAUUACAUGGAUCUGAACACUGAUUCGGCACAAAUAUUGCUUAUUCUCUUUGAUCUAUCGAUUGCCGUCACCACUCUCGCCUAUUUCGUAAUCGUUUUCUUUUCCGUGGAACCGUGGAGAUUCGAUUUCGUCGAGAUUCUCAGCAAUUUCUCGCGCGUGAAAGCCUUAUCGCAUCUGGGGAAACGUUCCACCCUUGUCGCUCCGAUCGAUGUUGUCGGCGAGAGUGAAAAGUAUUUCCAAUUUUAUGCAAAUGCUUGGAAU